Molecule: messenger RNA, 1965 nt
Organism: Amphiprion ocellaris (clown anemonefish)
Lineage: Eukaryota; Metazoa; Chordata; Actinopteri; Pomacentridae
Product: SIRT1 domain-containing protein
Exons: 8
Coding region: 304-1593 (429 amino acids)
Molecular function (GO): NAD+ binding
Source: RefSeq, a predicted model, not a curated record
AUUUAGUCCCCGGAAACAGCGGCGGAGUGACAGCUCUGUCUGGGGAAACUUCCACUCCAGGCUGCGUGAACAUCCACUGUCUGUGUUUCCGAAGAAGCAGACACCUUUAUUCCAGUUAAAUCUGAUGCUGCUGGCCUGACUGCAGCCUGCGGUGGAUUCCGGAGGCAGAUUUUCAGCCUUGAAGGAGCUCCAGCCAGUUUCCUGCUCGGAUCCCGAGUGGCCCAAAAAAAGUGAGCAGUCUGCCGCGGUCGUCUGCUCAUCAUUCAGAAGCUGUGCCGUCUGGAAGAGACAGCAGGCGUUGGAAUGAACAGGUCCAGGUCCAGCUUUGAUAAAAAAGCCGCCCAGCCUCCAGUCACCAGGUUAACUCGCAGCUCCCAGGUCAGACACAGCAGCCCUGCAGAGCCUCACGACUCUGGACUGGGACCGUAUGGGAAACAACGGAGGAAGCAAACGGACUCCGCUCUGGCUCAGAACCUCAGCCAGAUGAGUGUGAGCAGACAGGAGAUUCUACCUACCAGUAAAGGAAAGAUGUCCAAAGGCAGCAGGGAUUCUGUGCAGGCGGGUCGGUCCUCCGGCUCCACAUCUGAUCCAUCUUCAGUUCCUGUCAAGCCUUUGUCCCGCGGCGGUCUGGCCUCUGUGGCUCGGCUGGUGAAGCUGGGCCGCUGUAAGAACGUGGUGGUGGUGGCCGGAGCAGGAAUCAGCACCGCCAGCGGCAUCCCAGACUUCAGGACUCCAGGAACUGGUCUUUAUGCUAACCUGGAGAAGUACAACAUCCCGUAUCCAGAGGCCAUUUUCAACAUCGACUACUUCUCCAACGACCCACAGCCGUUCUUCUCCUUGGCCAAAGCUCUGUAUCCCGGCAGCCACCGUCCAAACUACAUCCACUACUUCAUCCGCAUGCUUCACCACAAAAGCCUGCUGCUGCGAAUGUACACCCAGAACAUCGACGGACUGGAGAAAGUGUGUGGCAUCCCAGAUGACAAACUUGUGGAAGCUCAUGGAAGUUUUGCCACAGCUUCCUGUCACCUUUGCUACACUUCGUACCCGGCUGAGGAGGCUAAGUACGCCAUAAUGAACGACAACGUCCCCAUCUGCACAUUCUGUGCUGCAACAGUCAAACCUGAUGUGGUGUUUUUUGGAGAGGACCUCCCUCAGAAGUACUUCCUCCACACUGAAGACUUCCCAAAAGCAGACCUGCUGAUCAUUAUGGGCACGUCUUUACAGAUCGAGCCUUUUGCCAGCCUGGUGAACACAGUCCGCUCCACUGUUCCUCGUCUCCUCCUGAACCGACACGCUGUGGGUCCCUUUGAGAAGGUCCCACUACGGAGAGGAGACCACAUGGAGCUGGGCGACCUGGAGGACACGGUCCGGAGGUUCGCCGAAAUGCUCGGCUGGAACGGCGAGAUCGAAGAGCUGAUGAGGAGUCAGGAAACACUGGUGGGUUCUAAUAGCAUCCCAGCGUCACAGAGCAGAGCAGCAUCGGAGCCUCAAGGCAGGACGGAGACAUCCAGGUCCAGACCAGGAGCAGCUGGCAGCGGCAGCGAGGAGACGGACUCAGAAACAGACAGCAAAAGCUCUGCUUCCUCCAACUGAUGCUGGUUCAGGAUGUUUCCUCUCUAGUUCACACUAAGACUGUUCUGUAAACGAUGCACACUUUGGAUCUCCUAUCAGGUUACUGUAAGAGUCGGAGCACGUGAUGUUUAUGUUAUGUUUAUAUGUACAAAUCAAAAAGUUUAUCAAGUUCAACAAAACAUCCGUUAUGAACGCUAGUAAAUGUUGGAGCCCUGUAACAAAAUGUAAAUGUUUCUUCAGGUGUUUUUUUUAAUGUUGGAGUUUCAGAAUCUUGUUAAUGUUUUCUAUCAGCACAACACUGUAUUUUAAACAAUAUUUAAUAAAGGUAUCAUGUAAUUUCCAGCUUUUCUUUACUUUCUAAGGUUCAUAUGUCAAAUAAAACAAUUAUUCUUA